AUGUCCUCCAUCCUCUCUGUCCUCAAAACCAAGCUCGGGGAGUACAUGCUCGCUCUUCCCGACGGCGCCGCCGAGUACGAAGAUUACGAGGCCUGGGCGCAGGGGUUCGCCAAACGAGUGGCUGUUUUCGAUCGUUCGGCGCGUGGGCAGGACGUGCCCGAACUCGCGGCCUGGGUCGCCGAGGCUGAGAGUGGCCUCGAUCAUGUUGCCACCGACGACUGGCUUGCCUGGGGUUCGCGCAUCUUGCCGCAGCGUGCGGCGCGCUUUGCAGCGCAGAAACAGCAACAAGCGGCCGAAGAACAGGCCCUGGCAGAGGAGGCUGCGCGGGUCGCUGUCGCCGAACGUGAGGCUGAGGAAGCCAAGGCGAUGCGGGCUGCCGCUGCCUGUCAGUUGGCCAAAGAAGAUCGUCAGCGGCGUCGGGAGGCCUUGGUGGAGGCCAUGUUCAACGGGUCGCUCGAUCCUGAACAGGGUGAUCGUCAGCUGGCCGAGCUGGAGUCAGAGUCCGUCUUUCCCAUUCCUCUCUUCUUUCGCUCCCCUUCUCCUUCUACCGCCGCGUCCUCCUCUCGUCCCAAUCCGUCCGCCGACUCUUCUCAUCCCGACCCGUCCGCCGAUGAUUCGGAGCUUGCGUCCGCAACCGAUGCCCUGGACCAAAUGAGCGUGGGCCCGGUCGCCGCCGCUGCCCCGACUGACGCGAAGGGCAAGCAAUCGGCUGCUGCCGUUGUCAUCGAGUUCGCGCGUCAACUGACGCCGACCGCUGGACGUGUCGUGCUUCCUCUGGGUCCUGGCACAGGCCGAAUGUCAUCUGUUCGGCCUCCUGUGGAGCGGAACGGAGCUGGUAAGUUGCUGCAGGAUCCCCCGGAGUUGUUGCCGGAUGACGUCCUCGCCGAAUACGCGUGCCAUCGGUGCGCCACCGAGUUUACCACUGUAGCUUUUCGGUGCUACACGAGGGCCGGCCAAGUUUCUUGUACGAAGUGCUCCAAGGAGCAGAAAGGUUGUAGCUUCCAGCCCGGGUGGAUGCCGAAGGACAAAGGGAAGUCGAAGGGGAAAGGGAAGUCGAAAGCGAAGGCGGCCGAAAAGUCGGGGGAGCCGGAACCAUCGCGCCCGACUAAGAAGCGUAAGGUCGAGGUACUCAUCCCUGAACGAUCUGUCGGCGAGAGUAUCGCGCGGACUAAAGCUGUUCGGGUUCGGAAGCCCGUCCAGCGUCUCCCAACCACCACCCGUACCGUCCUGGCCCCUUCCCGUCCCCGUUCUUCUGCUGUCCCCGCCCUGCCCGACUCCUCUCGCCUGUCUCCUGUCGUCGCGCAAGGCAUCGCGUCGGAGCUUCGGUACCGCAUUGCUGUGGCCGAAGGUACUCGUGCCUCGCUGGCGCGUUCGAUCGCGAUGUGGCAGGGUGAGUUGGAGGUUCUUGAGGCGCGUUCGGGUGGAUCGGCGGUUUCGGAUGUGGUGUUGGUGGAAGACUCGUCGGAUGCCGAGGAUUCGGGAAUGUCGGUGUCGGGCGACUUUGUUCCCGAUGUGUAA
Messenger RNA from Heterobasidion irregulare TC 32-1, 1518 nucleotides. RefSeq lists its product as uncharacterized. The transcript is spliced from 4 exons. The record is from RefSeq and is a predicted model, not a curated record. Lineage: Eukaryota; Fungi; Basidiomycota; Agaricomycetes; Russulales; Bondarzewiaceae. The coding region runs from base 1 to 1518 and encodes 505 amino acids.